Schistosoma haematobium is the source of this 6723-nucleotide messenger RNA. RefSeq lists its product as uncharacterized. Lineage: Eukaryota; Metazoa; Platyhelminthes; Trematoda; Strigeidida; Schistosomatidae. The record is from RefSeq and is a predicted model, not a curated record. The transcript has 5 exons. Bases 3546 to 4478 code for a protein of 310 amino acids.
UGCAGUUUCACAACAUCACAUGGAUUAUUGGAUGUGACAGUACAUUGAGUAUUGGACAUGUGGCCGCACCUGUCUGGAUCAUUAAGGUCAGGUAUUGGCUGCUGACGUAUCAUUACCACGGAUAAGGUCGAAAUUAGGCUGCAGCGUUUCAGCAUGGAUCUCUCUGGGAAACUUAUUAUCAAAGCUCAACUAGGACAUGACUUGCGACGAAUCCCAAUACAUAAUGAGGAAAUCACUUACGAUGAACUUAUUUUAAUGAUGCAACGUGUCUUCAAACAGUAUAUUACAAAGGAAGAUGAAUUAUUGGUAAAAUAUAAGGACGAAGAUGGGGACUUUAUAACGAUUGAGGAUGAGUCUGAGCUCUCCCUCGCCAUACAGUCCAGCAAGGUGCUACAGAUUAAAGUCUUCGUUGUAAACAAACCUGAAAUAUUACAAUGUACUGCUCCAUUUAAAAACAGAAAAGACGGUGAAGCUAAAAACUCGAAUCAGGGGAUACGUUUUCUUUAGUUUAUGAACUUCAACGGCUUGGUAACCACAUCCUAAACGUAGCUGAUCGUAUUCAAAAACGUUUUCUGCCAACAAUUCCAUGGAUAUAGCUUUCACUAACUGUAAUCGACUUGAAAUAGUAAACAAAACAGACGUAAGUAUUAUCUGCCAACCAUUUUCCACUCAGAAAAAUUGUUAUUUUUCAAUUGGAUAUAAUUUGAUUGAUCAUGAUUAACACUCGGUAGCAAUUUACUGAAACUUAUAUGAGUCUAAACUGCCAUUUAUACUUACUUGCCGUUGUCCCUUGUCUGCAUCACAUUCCCAUUACUAUAUUUUUGAUGCUUUCGAUAAGGUCCGCAUGCCCAUUUUUCUAAACCUACAGUCAGAAAACCGAUCGAAUGGUUGCGAACAAUUUCAUUAUGUACAUCCAUAACUCACGAUAAUAUGUAUAGGUGAGAUAUCAAGACUACUCUAAAUAAUAAGUUUUAAUGCAUACACAACUAGGACAUUUGCAAUCCAAAACUAAUAAAUUCUUAGUUGAUUGAUUGUAGUCUAUGAGCGGCAAAAGUGAUAACAAUAGCCGAUAGGUCAAAAAAUAGCUUACUGUCAGGACUACACAAAAGUCCCACAGACUAAAUUUUUAAUGAAUACAAAUUAGUAGUAUAUUAGCUUAUCGAGAAACAAAAGCAAAUUAAUUUUACUUUUGUUCCUGUUCCAUCCUAUCAACUGUUGUAUGUAUGGUUUAGGUGGUAACUUACGAAUUUUGGCGUUCUUACAAUACAAAAGCUGACAACAAUAUCAUAUCGAUGCGCUAAUAUUUUGUAGAAUUCAAAAUGUGUUGAGAAAUGUCAUGGUGAUCAUUUUAUUGGUACGUAAUAAAAUAGGUUAUUUAGUUCAUAUAAUUCCUGACUACCUAUUCAAAAAUAACAAAUGUUAAAUAUCGUAUAAAGCACCACGGGGCAUAAGUAGAAAUAGUUAACGUUGUAAGUUACAACCUCAUCAAAUCUAGAUGCUGCAGCUUUCUGAUCGAAGGUCUUAAUAAGCAGUAUUGAACAUUACAUUUAUGUAACUUGAAUAAUGUGCAGUUUUCGUAUAUUACUGUCUGGAUAACAUUAAACAAACCAUUUGAUUGUUUUACAAAAUUUACGUGAGAACACGUUUGUACUCAUACAAUUCCUAAGUCGUUAAUGUAUCUGUACAGUGUUGUUAACUAAAAUAUAUCCUUCUACGCCUAAUUUAGAAAAUGAUUCUAUUUUUCUCUUUUGUCACAGUCAAUAUGCAACCCGGAGAGUAACAAGGAAUUCGAUCCGUUAUCUAAUGUCCGAUCUACAGAUGUUACAAUCUCUUCUCCAAAUCCACCCAUCUACUUGUCACCAAUCAACAGUUCAGAUAACAUUUCGAAAUCAAAAUCUUGUGUGCGUGUAGAUAAUAGAAUGAUUUUAGCAUGAUUUUCGUGGUGUCCAAUUCACAUAAGACACAUGACUGUGCUUCUCUGUAUUGUGGUUAACUUGCGUCUAAAACCCGAAAUUAGUCUUUCACUGAUCAUGUCGAUCGGGGUAACCGGAAAUUACCAGCUAAUCACACAACACAAUUAAACUUAAGUUAAAAUAAUGAGUAGAAUUUUGACAUAUGUUGUUCUUCACCCUAUUUACUUUUCCAAAACCCACCUCAAUAUCAGUGAAAGUCGUCACUUUGAAGUAGAUCCUGUCGCAAGCAAUAUAUGGCAAAUUUCUUGACGGGUAUAUUAGUCCCUUGAAUAUACCCAUUAUAUUUUACAUAUAAUGAUCUUUAGAUCCAAUAUAUUCUCAGGAUCUACUAGUGUAAUUUUCAAUGUAGGUGCCCAUAAAAGCGGCAAAGCCUGGGUUCAAAUGCUGAACCAGAGUUAAUCUCUACUAAUCUAUCAGAUAUCUUGUGUGGUUAAGACGACAAACAUAAUCACAUAAAUUGUCUCCAAAUAGUUAAAUGUCAGGAAUUGAAUUAAUUGUAGUAGAUAGAUUCAUCAUUUAUUUCUCCGUAAGGUAAAUAUGGUACGUGGAAUAUAAUUCCACCCACCACCUUCAAAGUUAUAUGUUGGUUAGUGUAGUAGGUAAUUGGAAAAAAUUUUAAAAAAGUAGAUCAAGAUUCAUUGGGUGUCCAUGAAUUCGUGGACAAAUGAUUCAAACUGUAUAUUGAGUUAGAGGCUUUCUACUUGGUUCCUACCUGCUUUCCAAUAUUACUAUUACGUAACAGGAUCCUAAAUAGAUUACAGUUAUGUGCAUACUUUCAUUCCUUAUAAUCUUCAACGCUUUAAACAAUAUGGUUCCAAUAUUUCCUACUUUAUUUUUUCAAUCUACCACCAUGAUUGACAUUGUUGUUUCGAAUUCUUGCACGUAGUUCCGUCUCUCUGCGAUACACUUAGGUUUUAUGUUUGUCCUUACUAUUUUAAUGCAACUUAUUCAGUUGUGCUCCCUACUUUAUGAUUGUCAGUCUACCCAGCUUAUUUACUUUUUACCGUUAGGAAUUCUACUCAGAAGUAUUUCUGUAAGUAAAUAAUAUUUUAAAGACUAUUGACAGUCUUAAACACUUCAGCUUGAUAAUCUAUUACUAGUGAAACUAAUUUUCCUUUUAAUUUUUAUAUAAAUAUUUGACUAGACUUUUUCAACUAGAUCAUCCUAAUUACAAGAGUUGAAAAAAUUCAAAAGAGAACACUGAAGAGCAAGUAAUUAUUAUGGUAACAGCACUUAGAAAAGCUCUAAGUUGUCUGAAAAUAACAGUUGAAACACAGUAUAUUCGAUGUUCAUCAUCACAAAUGUGUGAGUAAAAUUUACUUUAAAAUAUAAGGUAAACUUGUUUACUUGCGGAACGAUGGUAAAGAUUUUCUUCUAGAUAGUGUGAUUGCAGACCUUUAUUUCCCAUAUUUUCAUCCUGUAAUCUUAUUACAUCAUAGGAUGGUUUAUUUUCUUACUGAUCAAACAAAUAUAUUUCAGUACAUUUUUGCAUCAGGCACGUUGUUCUCAUUUGAUAAAAUGUAACUUUUUGUAUAUUCUAAAAUAAACUACUAACUAUUUCAGGAAAAUUACAUGGUUUCCAAAUCAACUUUCUCAACGGCUGGAUUAUCAGACAACGAGGGGCUAAAUUCGACUAAAAAAUCUGCUGAUCACGACCCUAUAGAUCUCCAAGCACCGUUUGAGAAUAAGCUUGAUACAAUUGACAAAGUACCUACUAAAUUUAGUCAUUCUAAUGCAGAAGUGGUAGUAUCGGCGGCGCCUAAUAUUAGUUCCACACUCUCCACUACGAUACUACCGUCUCAGGGUCAACCGUUAACAACAAAUAGUCAGAUAAUAUCAUCAUUUUAUCAACAGCCUUCAGGACAUCAAAACCAUCUUCCCACCCAACCUCAAGUACAACCAUCAAUACCUAUAUCCCCUCAAAACUCAGCACAACCUAUAAUUCAUGGCAAUGAUACUCUUAGGAUGCCUAACACAUCAACUCCGAUGUUACAACAGCAUAGUACUCCGUCUUUCAGGUCUCCCGGUUUGGCAAACAUGCCACCAAAUAUGGGUCCUUAUGCUCGUCAAACUGGAACACUAUCAAACACUAAUAGACCUAUGGGUAUCCUUGUAACUCCUCCAAAUCCAUCAUCUAACAUGUCUACACCUGUACUUCCACCGUGCGAUCCUUCAACUGGUUUAGGGACACCACAGCGGCCAAUUAUGCAGCCUCUUUCAGGUUCUCCUAGAAAUUCUACGACACAAAGUUCAAUACAGUCCACGCCCAUGAUUCCACAUGGCAUGUCAUAUCCACCCAUGUAUCCUCCUCCAGCUCAAAGUAUGAAUCCUUCGACACGUCCCACGUGUCCUCCAAUUCAAAAUACUUUUGUAUCGGGUUCCUACAAUUCAAUGCAUUCAAGUGCUGCCGUUCCCGUAACAUCACCAACUAUCUUAUCAAAAGCAUGUCCGACUCCUAAUGAGACUCAUUAUUACCCUCCAUCCUAUCCUAAUUACCAACAAUAAUGCCUUAUUUUUGCUCCAAGAUGCUUACUGUUUAAGCUGAUCUGUCAUUCGAUAGCUUCACAUCGUGAUGUGACAUACAGUUAUUUAUAAUUUCCUCAAUUUCUGCAUAUUUUUUCGUUGAGUGCACACGCAGGUUGAUUACUUCGGUGUAUGGUUACAUAAAAUUUUGAUUACAAACUCCUUAAAAUGAUAUUUUGAAUUCAAUUUGUUUCACACUUGGUUUCUUAUCCAUUUUGGUCAGUAAUAUGUAAUAACCAAGUUUUGUGGUUUUACUUCGUCUUCUGCAGUUUCGUAAUGGUUAUCACAUUAUGUAUAAUUUCGAAGGGUGUAUCUAUCUCAGUCUGCCAUAAUCCAUCCUCCUCCAUUGUAGUCACAAACAUCGACAUUAAGAAUUUUUUUGUCAUACUAAACAAAAUAGUUCUGCGACUUCUAGAAUCCACUUCAGGAAAAAUUUUUAUUGUUCUGGGAUAUAAACUUCAGUAGCUAAACGAUGUAUUUGAGAAUGCAAUAUAUUCUUGGUAAAACUGUAAGAGAUCAAAAGUUUCGUGUUUUGCAGAUAUUUCUUAGUUCUAUGACUUAAGUUGAAAGUCUCUAUAGCCUUUAUAAAUAGUCAUGUUAGUGUUUUGGUUGUCCUAUUCUGGAUUCACAAUUUCGAUGUGUUACUAAUUAUUUUGUUUUUAAUACACAUAUGCUCUCAUAGAGUUUAGAUUACGCUUCGUAAAAAGUUACACAGCAUGCGCAUGUAACCUGUCCAACCACUGUAUGACAAUCAUCGCAUCUUUACCGAAUAAUCCCAGUCUAUAUGAAUUUAAUGAAAACUGAUAUUGGUUGUCGAAAAAACCGGUUAUCUAACGAUCUCGUCAACUUGUAGAAAAAGUGCUGGUUCCACUGCUUCAAAUCUUGGUAACUUCAGCUUAAUGCAGUUAAUUAGUAUGUGUCAGAUAAAGCUAACUGAGCAAAAAUGCUAAUAUCAAAAGGACUGUCCCUGCUAGCACCACUCAUUGUGAACAGAGUACGUUGGGUUAUAGUUUAUAGUAGUGUACAUAUAUAUAUAGUACGCGGUCGGCUUCCAAUGUUUUUAUGUUCCCAACUUCAGCAAAAUUGUGGUAUUUUGCGACCAUUCAUUGCAAUCGAUAAUUCCUGUCGUGUAACCGACAUGGUUCAGUCCCACUGGUCAUGCGUUUUUACCAAAGCAGUUCUACUCAAAGUUGGUGACUAAUGAACACAUAGUUAUUGUUAUUUGUUCAAAGAUUGUAGAUGCUGUUCAUUUCGACGAUAAUUUAUAACGAUCAAAUAAACUCUAGAAGUCCCAUCCCAAAAAUCACCCACUGGAUUGGACGCAAGUUCGACUGACGAAAUCACACUUCGAAAACUCAUAUCUUUAACCCGACUGGAGUUUAACCAGAUUGUGGUAGAUUUCGAAACUUAUGUUUAUUUUGAAGUGAAUAAAUUUCUCCUAGAUUAUCGUACUUCCUAUAGGUGACGUGAAAACAGGCCGUGUAAUGAAUCUAUCCCUGACACCUCAUUUUGUUAUUGAUUUGAGCAAGUACAACAACAGUCAGUCAGUAACAACGUAGAACCUCGUACGUAAGUACAUCAGUUCGAGUUGCCACACCACCUUAGCACAGAUGCAGUUGUCGAUUCAAAUCCCGUAGUGGUAGAGGUAGCAAGAGUAUAAGCAGUGAUCGUGAAGAUUAGGGUUUGAAGAUUUUAUUCAAGGAGUAUAAUCCAGUGAAAUAAAUUUGGAAAGAGGAAAAAAUGGACAUGAAGAAUUCAGAAGAUUAGAAUUUGGGAGAACACAAAGAGUGGAUGCACCUGCGCCAUUGCAAACGAAUUUGAGCCAUGUCAUUCUGGGUCUCUAACCAUCGGUUGCUAUCAUCUUGUGGUCCCCAACCAGGUAGUCUACACCUACCAACAUGACUCAGUCCACUUGUCAGUGACUUCAUGGACUUGUGCCAUGUUCUGGUUUGGCCGCCUCUAGCUUUCUUCCAAUCUACUCCUAUGCCACUGAACAUAGCACGUCGAGGUAGUCGGUCGUUGGGCAUACGUAACACGUGUCCCAGCCAUUUCAACUGAUGAAGUUUCACCACUUCAUCAAUUGAUUUGCCAUCCUUACCUAGUACCCGUUUCCUAACAACUGUGUUACUUACUCGAUGGUCCCAGGAUAUACGGGCAAUGUUUCGAAGACACCUAUGAUCGAAUACUAGUAACCUACGAAUAUCUUCUACUCUUACCGGCCAUGUUU